Molecule: messenger RNA, 1989 nt
Organism: Struthio camelus australis
Lineage: Eukaryota; Metazoa; Chordata; Aves; Struthioniformes; Struthionidae
Source: RefSeq, a predicted model, not a curated record
GUUUCUGUAGUGUUUACGAUAAGUUAUUUCCAGUAUUAAAAAGUUCUUAUCAAGCAGCAAAGGGAAUUUCAGUGAGUUGUCCUUGGAGCCAUUGAUUGUUCUCAACAGCUGCCACAGGCUCAGGAGCUCCAGUGUUUGUGCUUGCUGCUGGCAGCUUUCAGCACCUUAAACAAGCAGCAUCAGACAAAGCCCCGUGCUCCAAACCUGCCCAGCAUCCCCUGGGCACGGUAACCCACCGGCCCCAGGCACGGGGAGAGCACAGCAAGGGCACUGUAAAACCUGUGAUUCAAUUGCUCAGAAAUGAGUUUGUGAUGUGGAGCUGCAGCCCUGCCGUGUGCUGUGAAGCAUGGGCUCAGGAGCAGGUUGCCUGUCUCACAGCGUUUUCUCCACGCUUGGGGUCUCUGAGGAUGUUGGGAAAUGAACUGGAGUUUGCAGUUCUGGACCAGGGCACAAAGAAAUUCUGUGUCUCUCUUUAUGUUUCUUUGCAGAUGGGUCAUGCCUGGGUGUGUUGGGGGUCUGAGACGGAGUCUCUCAGCGAGUCUGAGAAGAACAGUGACUUCCAGUCUCUUCUCAGCUGGGAUUCAAGCUUGGAUCUAGAAGUGGGGAGCUGGAGGAAUACCAAGGAGACAGCCGUAGGGGAGCUAGAAGAGAGCAGCCAAGAGGAGGACCGCAAACAGGAGUUCAGUGAGUCUCUCUGGGAGGAUGACAGUGAAGACUGCCAAAAGGUGGAGGUGCAGCGUGAACAGGACAGCCUUCUCCAGUUCCUCUCAGAGGUAACCCACUUAAUGGAACCUCUCUGCAUUAGCAGCACAGAUUCAGCACAGAGUCACUGGGACUUUUGUGGCUCUAGGACGCAGGAUGAUGAGGAAUAUGUAAGCUGCCCGGAAAAAAACAUGGGGACAGCAGUCUCAGAAGUGGAAGAAAGUCAGCUGCAGGGCCUGGCAGAAGAAAAUGAGAAAGAGCACUUCCCAGAAAGAGAGGACGAGGCUCAAGAGGCAUCUGGGGAACAAGCUGCAGGCGAGCUGUGUCCGCAAGAGAAGAGCAAUCAGCCCCUGCAUCAAGAUGAUAGAGAGAGCACUUCUGCAGCCUCCCCCCUGGGGUCCACAACUCCUGCCUCCACACAGCUGGUGCAGCUGAGCUGGGAUAACCCCCUGCAACGUUUGCUCUUCAAGAGGACUCUUCUGUCCAUCUGGAAGAUGAUAGCCAGUCACAGAUACAGUGGCCCGUUCCUGAAGGCAGUGUCAGACAAACAAGCCCCUGGCUACAAGGAUGUGGUGAAGAGACCCAUGGAUUUAACCAGCAUAAAGAGAAACUUGUCGAAGGGCCACAUUCAAACCAGUGCCCAGUUCCAGCGUGACCUCAUGCUCAUGUUCCAGAACGCAGUGAUGUACAACAGCGUGACCCACCACGUACACCGCAUGGCUGUGGAAAUGCAGCAAGAGGUCUUGGAGCAGCUGCAAAUGCUGGGUGAAGCCCUCCUGUGCUCUGGGGACAGGCUGGGCUGGGGGAGAAGGUAACAAACCACGUCUGAGGCCUGUUUCUUUCGGAGCAGCGUUGUCUCCCUAGCUCUGUCCCUGGCUGAGAUCGGCUGGUGGCAGAGCAGCCUUUGGCAGACCUAGUUACCCCUUUGUGGUGCUUGACAGGUUGAUGGGAUAAAGAACAAAGCAGUUGCUAGGAGGUGAGCUGGAAGAGAAACCUUCGUCCUUGGUGGGAAAAGCAGCACAUCCCUGCAAUGAGUAAAAAGGGGGAAAAUAAUCUUCAUUAUCAGCUGAGGUGAAUCUGGGCCCACCCCUAUCAAAAUGUCUCACUGAUACAACUUUGGUGCUGCAGAAGAGCUCUGCUAUUUAGGUGCCUUCACUGUAUGUUUACAGCACUGCUGUGUUCAGGUUCGGGUGUAGAUUUAGCGUUGAACAUUCCUGUUCUGCCUCAACUGGGGGAGGACUGGUCACAGACCUGUGACAUCCCUGCCCUUCAUCAUCCCAGCGUCUG